AUGGGGAUAUUCUCACCCUGUGAGUUUUAUGGCCCAAGUAACGAGGGAGUGGACUGUCGUAUGAACAAAAAUGAUGAAGAAUUUUAUUUGGUGGGACUGAUUGAUACUUCAGUAUGUCCACCUCAAGUGAACUUCAGCAUCAAUGUUCCCCUGGUUUGGGAGUAUACCUAUGUGUUUGGCAGUCAGCAAGAACCAGUAGUUAUUGAGGGUCUGAAUAUGAUAUUCAAGUGUGAGAAUCAAUCUGAUACUGAUUGUCCCUUUCAACAGAAAAAGAAAGUCCAGACCCUCUUGAGUGUGUUGCAAGAAGAAUUCUACCUUCCAAAAUUCCAGAGUAUUGAAGAUUUGAAAGAGCAAUUGUUGAGUCUUGUGAUAUUAUCCCUGUUCAUGGUGGCACUGGUCACAGGCCUUCUGAUCUACAUUUAUUGCCAAAGACGUAGGAAGGCCAGCGACAUGGCCUCACUGGCUGCAUCGUUCUCCACCACUGCCCCCUCCAUCAAUGGAGCUGUGCCUUAUCAGGAAAGUCUUGGUGCAAUUUAG
This is a messenger RNA of Darwinula stevensoni, 537 nucleotides long. NCBI's taxonomy places the organism in Eukaryota, Metazoa, Arthropoda, Ostracoda, Podocopida, Darwinulidae. The record is from the annotation of a GenBank genome assembly.